Messenger RNA from Prorocentrum cordatum, 792 nucleotides. Lineage: Eukaryota; Dinophyceae; Prorocentrales; Prorocentraceae. The record is from the annotation of a GenBank genome assembly.
AUGCUGCGCGAGCACCAGGCCGAGGGCACCUGCUCCCACACCUUCGGUGCGCUGGACCCGGUGCAGGUGGUGCAGAUGGCCAAGUAUUUGACCACCGUCUACGUCAGUGGCUGGCAGUCCAGCUCCACCGCGUCCACGUCCAACGAGCCUGGCCCAGACGUGGCCGACUACCCGUACGACACCGUGCCGAACAAGGUCGAGCAGCUGUUCAAGGCGCAGCUGUUCCACGAUCGCAAGCAGUACGAGGACCGGCGCCGCAUGUCCCCCGAGGACCGCGCCAAGACAAAGCCGGUGGACUACAUGAACCCGAUCAUCGCCGACGCCGACACCGGCCACGGCGGCCUCACGGCCACCAUGAAGCUGUGCAAGAUGUUCAUUGAGAACGGGGCAGCGGGCAUCCACAUCGAGGACCAGAAGCCCGGCACCAAGAAGUGCGGGCACAUGGGCGGCAAGGUGCUCGUGUCCACCUGGGAGCACAUCCAGCGCCUGAUCGCCUGCCGCCUGCAGGCCGACGUGCUGAACUCGCCCCUGGUGCUGGUGGCCCGCACCGACGCGGAGGCGGCCACCAUGAUCGACUCCAACAUAGACCCGAUCGACCACCCGCACAUCAAGGGCGCCACCGUCCCGGGGGUCGAGAGCCUCUACGACGCCAUCAGGAAGGGGACUGACAAGGACUGGGAGCAGCGGGCGGGGGCCAUGACGUUCCCGGACGCCGUGGCGAAGGCCCUCCAGGCCAAGGGCACGGACCCGAGCAAGUGGCUCAAGGACUCUUUGAAGAUCGCGCGGACAUGA